Molecule: messenger RNA, 1600 nt
Organism: Drosophila navojoa
Lineage: Eukaryota; Metazoa; Arthropoda; Insecta; Diptera; Drosophilidae
Product: putative cytochrome P450 28a5
Molecular function (GO): oxidoreductase activity, acting on paired donors, with incorporation or reduction of molecular oxygen; heme binding; iron ion binding
Source: RefSeq, a predicted model, not a curated record
AUGCUGGAAGUUACGUUGGCAUUGCUGCUCCUACUUGUGGGCCUCUUCUACGUAUUCAUGACAUGGAAUUUCGGCUACUGGCGCAAGCGAAAAGUCCCUGGUCCUGCCCCACGCCUUCUCACAGGCAACUAUCCGCACAUGUACAACAUGAAGCGUCACGCAAUCUACGAUCUCAAUGAUAUCUAUAGAGAAUACAAACAUCAAUUCGACGCAGUUGGCAUUUAUGGAGCUCGCACUCCCCAAUUGCUGGUGAUAAGCCCGCAGUUGGCUAGACGCGUCUUCGUCUCUGACUUCAGGUACUUCCACGACAAUGAAGUCUCUCGUAUGGUGGAUGAGAAAUCCGAUUUCAUAUUUGCCAACAAUCCGUUCUCCCUGAUCGGAGACGAGUGGAAGCACCGACGCGCAGACGUUACUCCCGGACUAACCAUGGGUCGCAUCAAGACCGUCUAUCCAGUGACCAAUGAGGUAUGCCAAAAGAUGACCGAGUGGCUACGCAAGCAAAUACGUUCGCCUCCAAGUGAGGGCAUCGAUGCCAAAGCUAUGAGUCUGCGCUUCACAACCGAAAUGGUCACCGAUUGCGUGCUGGGCCUGAAGGCCGAGAGCUUCUCAGACAAGCCCACUCCAAUCAUGGGCUACAUCGAGGAGCUCUUCAAGCAGUCCUGGGCUUUUAUCAUAUACUUUAUAAUUGUCAGCACUUUGCCUGCGCUGCGACACGUCUUUAAGCUGCGCUUUGUGCCGCUGCGUAUUGAAAACUUUUUUGUGAGUCUGAUGCAAACGGCCAUCGAUGCACGACAACAACAACUGGCCGUUGGAAAGCAAUUCGAUCGCGUCGACUUCCUGGACUAUAUACUCCAGCUGGGCAGCAAGAAGAACCUGAAUACUCGCCAAUUGACCGCACACACAAUGACCUUCCUGCUGGACGGAUUCGAGACGACGGCCUCAGUACUUAGUCAUAUGCUCUUGCUGCUCGGCAGAGAUGAGCAGGUGCAGCAGCGACUGCGCGAAGAGAUCGAAGCCCAUCUCAGUGACAAGGGCGUCAUUGAGUUUGAGAGGCUCAAUGAGUUGCCCUUCCUGGAUGCAUGUGUCCAGGAAUCCUUACGCCUCUUCCCACCCGCCUUUAUGUCGAGUAAACUGUGCACUGAACCCAUCGAGCUGCCCAACAAAACCGGCGAGAACUUCGUUUUGGAGCGCGGCACCACGGUUAUUGUGCCCCACUAUUGCUUCAUGCUCGAUGAGGAAUACUUCCCCAAUCCGCAGGCCUUCAAGCCGGAACGCUUCAUGCAACCCGAUGCUGCUAAGAUGUAUCGAGAGCAAGGUGUCUUCAUGGGCUUUGGUGAUGGUCCGCGCAUUUGCAUAGGCAUGCGCUUUGCAUUGACACAGAUCAAGGCCGCUGCCGUCGAGGUGUUGACCAAGUUCAAUGUGCGCGUCAAUCCGAAAACCAUCAAAGAUAACGAGUAUGAGCCAACGGCGUUUAUCACGACCCUGAGAGGCGGCAUUUGGCUAGACUUUGAGUCGCGCCAAUGACGGAAAUAUAUAUAGAGCAAAUCAACUUUCAGGGGUAUUUCACUCAGCAAUGAAACGUUCACGACGAGCUCUCGCA